AUGACGAUGACGCCAAUCAGCUUUGUGGUCUUUCUAUGCUUCGUUUACUUCUUGAUGCCAGUGGAGUCAUUCUCGUCAUCAAGCAUUUUGCAUCAUCGCUCAUCCUUAUCCCCCUCCUUUCGACAACAUGAUGGUCGGCUUCCGUUGGCCAAGACCCUACAGGACAAUGAUGAUUCUUCAUCAUCGUCAACGACAUCCUUUGCGUCUCCCAUGGAGGCCGUUAAAAAUUCAUUUGGGUUUCAAACAAAGCAAGAAGAAUUCCAAAAGGCACAAGCCGAUGGCUUUGGCACACGCGCACGAAAUGCGGCCAUCAAUGCGACAGUUGGUGAUAUCUUGGUACCGCUCUGCUCCAAUUUGGAACAACGACAAAAACUAGCCAAUCAAGGUGUCUAUCCAGGAGUCGAAUAUGAAAUAUGCAGCCUUACUUUAUUGGCAUCAUCUGACGAUGAUAUGUCCUCCAGCAGUGGUGACAGCGGUGACAGCGUUGGAAUGAAUGGCAAUGAUGAUUCUGCGACUGCCACCAUGAUGACAGCAAAAUCCAAGGUCGUACAGACUCUACAGGGUCUCGACCGUGGCGCCAAACAAGGUGUCAUUGCCACUGUCAAACCUGCCUAUCCUUUGCGAGCGCAUUUGGAACGAGACGAUUGGCCAGUCUCCGUAGCAUUGUUGAAGGAUGUCCCACUGUGGUUGGCCAAGGCCACAUAUGAGGCAGGCACGGCUGUUGGAACUUUGGCGGUUUCUCUUUCAGGGUUGGUCAUGGCAUCGUUGGUGGCCUUUUGGAUUCAAUUGGUUGGAGUGCCAACACCAUCCAUGCUCCCAGCGUUGCAACCUGGGACAGUUGUGCUUGUAACACGGAGCCUGCCAAUGUUAGGGAAGGCCUUUCAACCAAAAGUUGGAGAUGUCGUCUUUUUCGAUGCCCCAUCCGAAUUGGAGACUGCCAUUUCUCAGCGCAUGAUAAUGCCCGAAGAGUCAUCCGCUGCUACAGCGAGCCAAGACGAUGUCAAUGACGACAUGGCCAAUCUCGUGCCUUCUGCCAGCAGCAGCAGCAACAACAACAAGGCCGACACUAGCACCAAAGGCAAGCAAUUGCUCAAGCGCGUCGUGGCCGUUCCCAAUGAAAAGGUAGGGGUCAGGCAGUCUUCGCCGUAUGUUCAAGUCUCCGAGUCAACCUACCGUUUCGAUGUGAUUGGACGAUAUGCCCGCCCCGAAAUCUUUCCUGCCGACUCUUGGAAUCGUCCCCUCGAGACUUUAGGAAGGAAGGAAUACUUUGUGGCUGGAGACAAUGGAUACCGAUCUGUUGAUUCUAGGGUCUGGGGCCCACUCCAACAAAAGUACAUUAUUGGAACGGCCCAAUGGGUGGUAUGGCCUUUGGACCAUUUUGGACCCAUCCCGCCUGGUCCCAUUUCAGAAGUGACAAAGCCAAAAUGA
Cylindrotheca closterium is the source of this 1428-nucleotide messenger RNA. NCBI's taxonomy places the organism in Eukaryota, Bacillariophyta, Bacillariophyceae, Bacillariales, Bacillariaceae. The record is from the annotation of a GenBank genome assembly.